GUGUUCAUUUAGUUGCUGAUAACUGUCGAGAGAUUCGCACCGCAACCAGACGACACUUAUUUGUUCCCCAGCCAGGAGAAGACCGAAUCAUGGGAUCUGAAAUCGAGCUGACCUUCACCGAGGACCUCCAGCUUACGGAGGUCAUGCGUAUGCGUGCGCAGUCGCUGCAGCAGAAGGGUCAGAAAAGACAGGACGGGGAGAGGUUGCUUCUUCCUCACGAGGCCGUCUACCGCCUCGAAUUCGACGAGCAGGAGUUGACGUUCUCGCACUGGAACGUGACCUUGCGAGGAAACGGCCGUCUCACGGUCACGGGCAUCUCUCAGCUCUGGACGCCCGACUUGACCAACCUGAUGACCAGGCAACUGCUGGAGCCCAUCGGACAGUUCUGGAGGAACGCCGGGGAUCCGGAGGAUUCGCCCAUUAAAUGUCUCGAGGCGGACAUCCAAGAGUUCGGAGAGAGGAUAGCGGAGAUGGCGCAGGUGCGGAAGGUGAUGUACUUCCUGUUUGCUUACAAGGAAGGGGCUGAAAAAGACAAGAUCUCCUGCUCUUUGGUCUUCAACAAAAAGGAGUGACAUUAGAUUCCUAAAAGUCUAGCUUCUUUCUAUAAUGGUCAGUCACAUCUAUUUUCUUCUACCAACUAAUGAAAACCUUUAAUGUGUAUUCACUUUUU
Paramisgurnus dabryanus is the source of this 670-nucleotide messenger RNA. Lineage: Eukaryota; Metazoa; Chordata; Actinopteri; Cypriniformes; Cobitidae. The record is from RefSeq and is a predicted model, not a curated record.